AUGAAGAAAAAGGUGGACGGAAGGAUCAAAACCCUGGUGGAGAACAACGUGGCGCUCGGACAGCGCAGUAUGUUCCUGGUGGUAGGGGACCAGGGGAAAAACGUAGUGGUAAACUUUUACUUUCUGCUAAAUCGUCUGGCGAGCAGGACGCACAAAAUCCUUUGGUGUUACAAGAAGAAGCUGGAGUUCUCCACAAGCAAAAAAAAACGCUUCAGAGAAAUGAAAAAGAAAAUAAAAAAAGGCACCUUCGACACAACCAUAGAUAAUCAUUUCGACGCAUUUUUAAAAAGCGCUAACAUCAGGUUCUGCUUCUACAAUGAAACAAAAAAAGUUCUGGGAAAGACGUACUCCAUGUGCGUACUUCAAGAUUUCUCUUACAUAACGCCAAAUAUUCUAUGUAGGUGUAUAGAAACAGUUAUCGGUGGGGGUAUCAUUCUGUUCCUCCUAAAUAAACUGGACGAUGUAAAGAACAUAUAUAACAUAACCUUGAACUGCCACAAGAAGUACACACAGAGUGGCAUCUCCAGCGUUUACAACAACUAUAUCACGAGGUUUUUUCUCUCCCUUAAUGAGUGUUCCAACGCAAUGUUUAUCGAUGACGAGAUGAAUAUACUACCUUUGAAUGAUAACCACUUACAUGUGAAGAAGUUGGUGGUGGAGGAAAGGCAAGAGGGAGAUGUUUCUGUGAAUGCCUCUCGCGCGGCUACCUUGGGGGGUUACCUCUGCCCAGAUAAGGAGGAACUGCGGGAGAGGUUGGCUCAGCUGGAAGCCAUUUGCGACGAAAACGAGAGGAAGGCGGAGGAGCAUCGUCGCUUCCUCUACUCUGCGCGUGUUUUCGCCGGAGGGGAAGGACUAGAAGGUAAAAAAACUAACAGGCAAACUGACAAGCAUGGUAUCGACAAGCAUGGUAUCGAGAAGCAUGGUACCGACAAGCAUGGUACCGACAAACAAGUUCAAGGACAAAUUGAAAGCGCAGGGACAGAUGAGCAAACCAAUCAAUAUUCCUUCCUCAACAGACCCAUAAUGAACCUGCUCCGCAUCUGCCUGACCAUCGAUCAGUUGGAGGUUCUUCUGAACAUGUGCAAAAUUCUGCGCAAUGAUGAAGAGAAGAAGAGGCAGCUGAAGGAGGUACUCAUCAAUCUGUUGGCCAACCGAGGUAGGGGGAAGUCUGCCACGCUGGGGUUGCUAAUCGCUCUAAGUAUUUACUUCAACUACACCAACGUAAUUCUCUGCUCCGGAAACAACGAUGGCAUGCAGACCAUCUAUGAAUUUAUUGAUCAGGGUCUGCACCUUCUGGGAUAUAAGGAAUUCAGCCAUUACGAGAGAAUCCAAAACCAAGGAAAGUUAAAAGAAAUAAUAGUUUUUAAGGAUAUCCACAACCUAAGUAAUGUAAAGCAGAGGAUUAGGUACUUCGAUAUAUUAGAAGAAGACAUGGUGAAUUCAGAACUCAUGAUCAUAGAUGAAGCCGCCUGUAUUCCCAUCGAUAUUUUAAGAGGAAAAAUCAAAGGAGAGAUUACCAUCCUCUCCACCACCCUUAAUGGUUACGAAGGAACAGGAAAAACCUUCAUUUUCAAGUUGCUAAAACAACUGAAAAAGAAAUUCGUUACCCAAUUGAGUUAUGGGGAUUUUAAAAAAAUGAAGAGACUUUAUUUCGAGAGAGCAUUUAUCGAUAUAUCGUUGGGUACACCAAUAAGAUACAGUUACAACGAUCAGGUAGAGGCAUGGUUGAAUAAUUUCCUCUGCCUUAACUGUAAUGAACCAUUCAAACUGAAGAAUUCCCUUUGCUCUCCUGUUAACUGUCAACUGUACUUGGUUAAUAAAAACAUAUUCAAACGUUUUACCAAAACGAGUGAGAAUUUUUUGAAAAAAAUAAUGGUUCUCUUUGUUACUUCCCAUUAUAAGAAUACACCAAACGACUUGAUAAUGAUUUUGGAUUCUCAGCAACACCACCUGUUUGUUCUUCUCAGCGGAAACGUCGACUGUAAUAACCUGUCCGCAGAGGCUGUGGACGAGCUAGAUAUUUAUGGCGUGUUGCACUGCGCCAUCGACGGGAUUGUUCAUCCACCUGCGGGCAGACGCCUGGUAAAGCUUCAGGAUCUCACCAAAGGGGGGGAGAAGCACAGCCAAGUGGAUGAACAAGUGGAUAGCCAAGCGGAUGAACAAAUGGAUGAACAAGUGGAUGAACAAGUGGAUGAACAAAUGGAUGAACAAAUGGAGGAACAGGUGAAUGGUGAAAGAAAUGGUGACUACUUCAAGCAGGGGGGAAAACCCUCGGAUGACCGCACCGGUGGAGAGACUGCAAAUCCCACCACAGAGAAGCACUCCAUGCCAAAAGAAUUCGAAGGCAACCUCAUGCCCUACCUAGUCACGGAGCACUUCGAUUACUACUUCUACAACUACAUAGGAAUAAGGGUUGUCCGUAUCUCUAUCCACCCUUCCAUACAGAAUUUGAAUUACGGUUCACAGUUCCUGCGGAAGCUCUUCGACUACUACAGUCUGUACAACGGAAGAAGGGGUCGAGAGGCUGGGGUGCCCUAUCGGGAGAAUGUCAUUCUGUACCGUUGCAGUGGUGAUGGAGGUGAGGGGGCGGAUGGACGCAUUUUCUUCGACAAGCAGCUGAGCCACGUCGACUACGUGGGCACCUGCUUUGGACUAACCAAGGGGCUACUCAUCUUUUGGCAAAAAAACAACUUCAUCCCCGUUUACCUCAAGCAACAGAGGAAUGAAAUAACAGGAGAGUUCAGUCUGCUCAUGUUGAGGCACUUAAAUGUAAACCUCAAGAAAGUAUUUACGAACUUCUACCUAGACUUCGUUCGUAGCUUCUGUAGCUUGUUGCCUUACUCCUUCAGAAGGUUGGAAUCAUUUGUCGUGUUCAAUCUUCUCCACAACAACCCAAUCGUACUGACCAAUCCCACUCGGGACGAGCUUCUCCUCCCGCGGGAGAAAGGAAAAGAAAUAGAAAAAGAAGUAAAUGUAGAUGUAGAAGAGGAGAAAGGGUUGUUGUCUUUGCCAGACGAAGACGGGGACCAAUACGCCUGCUUCUAUGACGACGAGCUACUCAGCCAAGAAAACCUCUUCUACUUCUUCCACCCCAAUGAUAUAUGUCGACUUAAGCGCUUCGUCAUGGAGGCCAAGCCCUUCGCGGAUAUCCUCUACCUCAUGCAGACUGUUGCUAACUUAAUUCUCUUCCGGAAGGUACCCAUCCAACUCACCUUCCUGGAAUAUACCAUCCUCUACGCUGUGUCUCUGCAGAAGAAAAACACACAGGAAAUUUCAAACGAGAUAAGCAUUCAUGUGAACCAGACCAUAGCCCUCCUGCGCAAGGUUCUCCAUCGCUUCUACACCUACCUAAAGGAUCUAAUGCAAAGAGACAUAGAAAAAAAAGUGGAGGCACAGUUCAGCCAGAAGCUCCACAAGAAGAAAAAGCGUGCGCGCCAGGUGGAACUUCCUUCGGAGGAAUACAUCGACGAGCUCAACAGGAAUACCCGUGUGGUCACCAAGAAGAACAAAAAGGAGAAACGAGCCCUCUUGCGCGAGUUUAACCUAUCAGGAACCGUGAGAAGGAAGCAGAUCAACAUCAAGACAAACGACGGUGCUGAUCCGGCCAAGGACAAAGUUACUAGUUGA
Molecule: messenger RNA, 3627 nt
Organism: Plasmodium knowlesi strain H
Lineage: Eukaryota; Apicomplexa; Aconoidasida; Haemosporida; Plasmodiidae
Product: N-acetyltransferase, GNAT family, putative
Exons: 3
Coding region: 1-3627 (1208 amino acids)
Biological process (GO): rRNA acetylation involved in maturation of SSU-rRNA
Cellular component (GO): nucleolus; 90S preribosome
Molecular function (GO): ATP binding; tRNA binding; 18S rRNA cytidine N-acetyltransferase activity
Source: RefSeq, a predicted model, not a curated record